This is a messenger RNA of Nerophis lumbriciformis (worm pipefish), 1527 nucleotides long. Lineage: Eukaryota; Metazoa; Chordata; Actinopteri; Syngnathiformes; Syngnathidae. The record is from RefSeq and is a predicted model, not a curated record.
AUGUCCCGGCACAUCUACAGCAGACACGGGCUGCCGGACGGAGCGCACAAGACAGCUUUUCAGAUGAACGCGGGUACGUACUCCCGAAGGAGUCGACUCAAGCGGUCGGAUGGCAGCACCACGUCCACCAGCUUCAUCCUCAGACAGGGUUCAGCCGACUCAUACACGAGCCGACCAUCCGACUCAGACGUUUCCCUGGAGGAGGACAAGGAGGGCGGUCGGCAGGAGCGCGAGCAGCAGGCCCGGCUCCAGCUAGAUAGGGCCAAGAGCAAAGCGGUGGCGUUCGCCGUGAGGACAAACGUCAGCUACUGCGGUGCUCUAGACCAGGAUGUCCCCGUGGGAGGCAGUGCCAUCUCCUUUGAUGCCAAGGACUUUCUCCAUAUCAAGGAGAAGUACAACAACGAUUGGUGGAUCGGUCGUCUGGUGAAGGAAGGUUGCGAUGUGGGCUUCAUUCCGAGUCCCCUCAAGUUGGAAAACGUUCGCCUGCAGCACGAGAACAAGCAAGGACGCCUCCACAGCAGUCACAACAAGUCUGGCGGGACCUCAUCAUCCAGUUUAGGAGACAUCAUGUCAGGAACCUUCAAGACUACACCCAACAGUGCAGCAAAGCCGAAACAAAAAUUGGCGGAGAAUGUGCCCCCGUAUGAUGUGGUUCCCUCCAUGAGGCCGGUGGUCCUGGUGGGCCCCUCGCUAAAAGGCUUUGAGGUGACUGACAUGAUGCAAAAGGCGCUCUUCGACUUCCUGAAACACAGGUUUGAAGGCAGGAUUUCCAUCACCAGGGUGACCGCCGACAUCUCGCUGGCAAAGAGGUCGCUACUCAACAACCCCUCCAAGCGCGUUGUCAUUGAAAGGGCCAACACGCGCUCCAGCGUCGCCGAGGUGCAGAGCGAGAUCGAGCGCAUCUUCGAGCUGGCACGUUCGCUGCAGCUUGUGGUGCUGGACGCCGACACGGUCAACCACCCGGCGCAGCUCGUCAAGACCUCGUUGGCGCCCAUCCUGGUCCACGUUAAAGUGUCCUCGUCCAAAGUUCUCCAGCGUCUGAUCAAGUCUCGAGGCAAAUCUCAAAGCAAGCACUUGACCGUGCAGCUGGUGGCGGCCGAAAAACUCGCUCAGUGUCCGUCUGAAAUGUUUGAUAUCAUCCUGGAUGAGAAUCAGCUGGAGGAUGCCUGCGAGCAUCUUGCCGAAUACCUGGAGGCCUACUGGAGAGCCGCACAUGCCCCCGCUAAUGACACUGCACCGGGACGCAGCUUGAGUGCCACGGCCCUCUCACCAUAUCCAACUGCUAUUCAGGCACAACGUAACUUCAACGUGACUCCGGGCGCCACCACAUCACCUGCGGAGCGUCGCAGCUUAAUGCCAGCCGACCAAAACCUGCAAAAUGAGCGGGCCGGAAUCAGUCGCCGCCGGUUGUCAUCGGGUUCCUGGCGUGGCCACGACCAGUCCCUUCAGGCGGAGGAGGACCCCUUCCUCCGGGACCCCUACCAGGACUCGUACCAGCCUCACCGGAAUCCAGGUCGCAGACUCUGA